AUGAAGAUGGAGCCGUUGAGAAGCGAGAAACCGGCGAGCGCUGCACCGAGGCCGCAGCUGAAGUGCAGCCACGUCAACUGCGCAGCCGCUUUCACCAGGCAGUGGAAACUCAAGGAGCAUGAGACGGUGCACACCGGAGAGCGGCCGUGCCAGUGCGCAGUUGCAGGCUGUGGUCGACGUUUCACGAGGAAAUCUCACCUGAGCCGCCACAUGCUGCAGCACAAAGGAGACAAACAGUUCAAGUGCAUAUUUGCGACCUGCACCAAGACUUUCCUCACCUCGAGCAAACUGAAAAGACACGUGGGAUGCGCCCACGCAGCGAAAAACAAGUUCUUCGCGUGUAACCAGCCCAACUGCUCCUUGACCUUCAAAAAGCGCAGGCUGCUGAAGCUGCACUUGAAGGAGCAUGAUGUGUCUGCGGAGUUCAAGUGCACAGAGGACGGAUGCAACGCUACGUUCGUCUCCCACAUCGCCCGCAAUGCUCAUAAGAAGAAGCACGCAGGUUACCGCUGCCCACAUGCCAACUGCAAGGUGCAGGAACACACCUGGGGGAAGCUCCAGAAGCACAUGGCUAAACACUCAGCCACCUUCGAGUGCCCAGUGUGUAAGAAGGUGUUUAAGAAGGCCGAAACACUGCGCAGGCACAAGUGGAUCCAUGCUUCCCACAAGCCUGUCCUGGUCUGUCCCAGGAAGGACUGCCAGGCCUACUUCUCCACCACCUUCAACCUGCAGCACCACAUCCGCAAGGUUCACCUCGAGCUCCUCAAGUACACGUGCGCCUUCCCUGACUGCCCACGCAAGUUUGCUAUGCGGGAGAGUAUGAAUAGACACCUGCUUCACCAUGACCCAAGUGCCACCACUCUGAAGAAACGUCAAAGGGCCAAGAAAUCGUGGCAGAAGCGCCUGAACGGAAACCACCACCCCCUUGUGGAGCAAAACCUGCAUCGCCUCUUCGCCCUGCGCAUGCGCAUCUCCAGACGGACGAAAGUGGAGACCAACCUCUCGGGCCUCUUCAACGAACGCAAGAUCCCUCAUUACGUUGACCCGGAGGUCAACCUGCGCAGCCUGUUCGGCAUCAAACAGUCCCGUCCUUUGGAGGAGAAACCGGAGGAGGCUCCACUGGAAGAGGAAAAGGCUCCGGCAGUUUGA
This is a messenger RNA of Pleuronectes platessa (European plaice), 1149 nucleotides long. It is a transcript of the gene 42sp43, whose product is annotated as P43 5S RNA-binding protein. Bases 1 to 1149 code for a protein of 382 amino acids. NCBI's taxonomy places the organism in Eukaryota, Metazoa, Chordata, Actinopteri, Pleuronectiformes, Pleuronectidae. Gene Ontology annotation, cellular component: nucleus. The record is from RefSeq and is a predicted model, not a curated record. The transcript has 9 exons.